AUGUCGAAUGAAGCCAGUUCGGAGCAGAACCUUUCUACCACAACAAUCAGUUCAGUUGCUGUUCAGGCUGGAGAUGCCAGUAUUGUUAUAGCUGUGCUUAAGUGUGGAAAAUGGGUGAAGCUUCAGCUGGCUGAAUCAACACCAAAUUUGUUAGAAAUCGGCAGCAACCAAGAUGAGACUAAAAAACUACUGCAAGAUCAUGAAUUCCUCCUAGCUAAACUGAAGGCUUUGGAAGAAAAGGUGUGGGACCUGCUGCAUGAAGCAGACAAAGCUGCAGAGGAGAACAAAGAAAAGAGUCAGGUUUAUGAUGCCAUGGCAGACACCCUUGGGGAUGCAUGGGAUGCCCUCAUCAUUAUGUUAGAGAAGCGACAGGCACUUCUGGAACUUACUUCAGUGUUCUUUGAAAAUGCUCUGAAGUUUGCUGUUAAAAUUGACCAAGUUGAAGAUUUCCUGAAAAACGCUCAAGAGUUCGAUAAUAUUGACUGUCUGAGAGAACUUCUUUUGCAACAAGAGCAUCAUACAAAAGAGCUUUUGGAAAAGUCACUUGCACUUUUAAACAAAAGCCAAGAGCUGACUGAAUUCAUAGAAGAGUUCAAAUGUGAGGGGCCAAAUGUAAAUCCAGAGCUGAUCCAGGGAGCCCACAGCAGCUGCUUGAAAAUUGACAAUCUCCUUGAAAUGCUACAAGACAGAAGACGGCAACUGGACAGGUUUCUUAAACAUCAGCGCCAAGGACUGGAACAGGUCCUGCAAAUUUGUUUGUGGCAUCAACAAGAGAAUCAGGUAACAUCAUGGUACAAGAAAAACAUCAGAGAUUACUUUCACAAGCAAAACUUGGGCUCAUCUUUAUUGGAAAAUGAAGAGUUACUUCAAGAACUUGAAGAAAUGGAAGUCAAAGUGAAAGAAUGGAAUUCCACUGUGGAACAACUAGAAGCUGAAGCACUUAAGAUCCUGUUUGCAGAGGACUAUACAGAAAAAGAACAUCUGAAGUUUUCAAAUCAGAAAAUGUGUCUGUUGAGAGAAGAGGUGUGCUUCCAUAUGGAAGAAAGGAAAGCCCUGCUACAGGAGGCCAAUGACUUUUUUCGUACUGCUGGCAAGGUACUUGAAGGUCUUGAAGGUGUUGAGAAUUACCUUAAAAUCUUUAAUUCAGAAGGCUUACAUUUACCUAUCUUGACAAUUAAGUAUGAGGAAUUACAUCAAACAAUUAAAGAUUGCACAGCAAGUACUUUGCAAAAGGGACAAACUUUAGUUAACAAAGCAGGUUCUCACAGCUCUUGGGUGACAGAAAUUCAGAAAAUGAUGGAAUAUGUUAAAAAAAAUGUAGAUAAAUUCAUCAGACAGUGUCCAGAUUACAAAGAAUUUACUUUAAAGAAACAACAAUGGACUUUGUCACUUGAAGAUCAUCUAAAUAAGGUGUCGCAGUCAAUUAAAAAAAUCACCCAAAUGCUUGCAGUUGGUAUGGAAAUUGGUUCCUAUUUGUCUGAGUCAGAAAGAGUUUUAAACAAACACCUUGAACUGGCCAAACAAACAAAGGAAACUUCACAUGAACUGGAAGCAGCUGAGAGAAUCAUCAACAAUAUGGAAGAAUUUGUACCUGAGCAGGUGGUAGCUUUUUCCAGCAGAAUUGACCUUCUGAAUGAAGAACUGAAAACAAUUGAAAAAAUUACUAAUUCAAAACUAGAAAUUCUAGAAACUUAUGUGGCUUUUUUAAAGUCAUCUGUGGAGGUGAAUGAUGACAUUCAAAAUCUGAAGGAGUUCUAUAAUUCAAAACCAGUGCAAAUAAACAGGGAGGCUGAAAAUAAAAUUGCAAUGGAGUCAGCUAAUAUGCAGUGGCAAGAGGCUAUAAAGAAGAUUUUUUCCACCCAAAACAUGGGUUGCAGUUUUCUUAAUUUAGUAAAUGUGGUAAAUGAGAGUUUAAUAUUGAAAGUAGAAAAAUCUGUACAAGUAACAGAAGAUAUCAUUGUCAAUCUGAGUAAAGAAAAGAAAGAGCUGACUGAUCUUUGGGCAAUCUGCAAUUUUAAAAUUACUCAAGUAAAACCUGUCCAUCAACAGCACCAAAUAUUUAAAGAGCAACUAAAAAUGACUACCCAUGGAUUCGAAAUUCUUCAAGAGGCACUUCAGCUUGCAGCAACAGUUGACCUUGGAAGCGACCUUUUUAUUGUUUUGGAACUACAAAAAAAGCUUAACCAAAUGAAACCAGAGUAUCAGCAACUGAAUGCUGAGCUUGAGUACCUGGUAAAAUUAUUAGAAUUGCCGAGCCAGAAGGAAUUUUGUGUAAAAGAGAAUUCUGAGAGAAUUAGUGAGCUUAUUCUUCUCCAUCAAACAGUAGAGGACACGAUGACAGCGUAUGAUGAGAUUUUUAACAAGACAGUCAAAUUCCAUCACAUUAAAAAAGAACUGGAAUGUCUAUCAAAAUCACAGGAACUGGAUAUUCCCAAAAUAUGUGAGGACCCUGAAAGUGUGCACCGUGUUAAAGCCUACCUUGCGAAUGCUCAGGAGAAACAUGCACAUAUCAGACAGCUGUAUAAACUUCUUAUUACCCAGGGAGUGGAUAUCUUGUCUGCAGUGCAGCAAAUUAGUUGCUUGAAUGUUUCUGUGAAGAAUCUGAAGCAGGAACUUGCUAGAUUUGAGUGUGAUAGCAUUAACUGGAGCUCCAAAGCUGAUAAAUACGAGGAAGAACUCUCACAGUGUUUUCAACACUGCACCACUCAAGAGGAGAUAAAUGAGUUCAGAGAAUCAUUUAAGGAUCUCAAAAAGAAAUUCAACAAUUUGAAGUUUAACUAUAUGAAGAAAACAGAAAGAGCUCGAAAUUUGAAAGUACUUAAAAUACAGAUUCAGCAAGUUGAUACAUAUGCAGAGAAAAUACAGAUUCUUAAAAAGAAGAUGGAUAAUUUAGAGAAGAAAGUCGUUGGCUCUGUAGCAAAUGAACUUAAUGUUAGAGUCUUCUUGGGGUCAAUCGGUGACUUACAAAAACAGCUGAAUGACUUUAGCAGAGUUGUGGAGGAUUACAAGCAAAAUCUGGAUCUCGUGGAGCAUCUACAACAGAUGAUGGAAGAGUGUCAAUAUUGGUUUGAAGAUGUGAGUGCAACAGUCAUUAGGGUUGGCAAGUACUCUGCAGAAUGCAAAACAAGACAAGCAAUAGAGACUCUCUACAAGCAAUUCAAUAAGUUUAUUGAGCCUACAGUGCCUCAACAAGAAGAAAAAAUUCAGCAGAUUAUAGACCUCGCUGAACGGUUAUAUGGUAUUGCAGAAGGGAAGAAGUAUGUUGAAAAAGCCAUAUUAAAGUACAAAGAAGUCAUUACUUCUGUUGAUGGGUUGUGUAGAUCUCUGAGAGAACUCAAGGAGAUGAAGAAAGAUGAGUUUUCUGAGGAGUUGGUUACUGUUCAAAAAGAGGAAAGAAAUGGUCAAGAGGCAUGUGAAGCUGUUAUUAAAGAUAAAUCAGAGGAACAAAAGCAGCAGGAGAGGAAUAAUUUGGCUGAUAUUCCAAUUAUCUGUCCAGCUGGUGAGGAUCUUGUUUCACAGGAUACAGAGCUGUCAUCUUCAGCCAAAGAGGAUAGUUUACAGACUGAAUUCCUGGCAGAAGAAAUAGCCUCCGGAGAUGAAUAUGAGUGUACAUCACCUGAUGAUAUCUCUUUGCCACCGCUUUCUGAAACACCAGAAUCCAACCUCUUGCAUUCUGAAACAGAGCUAGAAGAGCAGCGCUGUUGUAGCUCUCCUAGUCUGCAUGUCAGUUCCUAUAGUUUGCAAAUGCAGAAAACCACCAGUAUUAAUAAAAUGAUGGAAGCAUCUGAUCUCUUAACAAAUUCUGCUUAUGCUUAUGCUACAAAUAAGAGAACAGUAAGCCCAUCAGAUGAGUUUCAGAAGUUUUGUGGCUCUUCACCAGAUUCUGGUCCAAAAGUCAGACAAGUAUCUCCUUUGACUUGUAGCUUACAAAGGAUAUCUGAUGCUAGCACUGCAUCCAGCACUGUAAAUGCAAAACCAGUAUAUAGCUUGGUGAAUGAAGUGUGCAAAACACAUUUGAAACACCUUGAACUUUGUGAAAGCAUGACAGAAACGCAGAAACAAUUGCAUGACUUGAAUAACUGUACUAAAACCCAGCACAGGCUGCAUGCUUUGCCUGGUGCAUUCUCAGGUUUCGUGUUUCAAUCAGACGCCACAAGAAGCUGUCAGAGAGAGACGAUCACCCGAGAAGAGAUUAAAAGUUCAACAGAAAAGAGCAGCAUGGCCAGCCUAACUGGACAGGCGCCUAAUUUCUCCCAGCUUCUCUCUAACAAAACCGUCAUGGAAGGUUCUCCAGUAACUUUGGAAGUAGAAGUAACGGGAUUUCCAGAGCCUACACUGACAUGGUACAAGAAGGGCCAGAAACUGACUGCAGAUGAGCACUUAAAGCUUUUACAAAAGGAGACAAAGCAUACUUUGUUCAUUCAGAAGGUGUGUGAUAAAGAUGCUGGCCUCUAUGUUGUUCGGGCUAAAAAUUUGAACGGCACUAUCUCAUCAAGUGCUAUUCUCCAAGUGAAAGGUAACAGGCCACCUAUUACAAGAAUAGACUGGGUAAUGCUGUGUGUCAUCUAUAUUACCAUCUUACUAAUGUACUGGCUAUUCACAAAAUAA
This is a messenger RNA of Chaetura pelagica (chimney swift), 4608 nucleotides long. RefSeq names its product coiled-coil domain containing 141 (gene CCDC141). The coding region runs from base 1 to 4608 and encodes 1535 amino acids. NCBI's taxonomy places the organism in Eukaryota, Metazoa, Chordata, Aves, Apodiformes, Apodidae. The record is from RefSeq and is a predicted model, not a curated record. The transcript is spliced from 24 exons.